Molecule: messenger RNA, 2293 nt
Organism: Vidua chalybeata
Lineage: Eukaryota; Metazoa; Chordata; Aves; Passeriformes; Viduidae
Exons: 2
Coding region: 314-1270 (318 amino acids)
Source: RefSeq, a predicted model, not a curated record
UGCUGUACCCCUUCUAACCCCUUCCCUCAACCCCCACGGGAUGAACCGCCAUAAAAUGGCGGCGGCCAUGUGGCGGGGGUCUUUGUCUCAUCACAAGAUGGACAAAGAAGCGCGGCGGGAACUCCUUCUUCCCAGACUAGCAGGAUAUCAAUUUCUAUGUUCCUGCUCCUCGUUUGGCUCCAGAAAAUGACCUUCUACCUGUCCACAGGGGACGCAUGGAUCGUCCCUCAGCCACGGAAAAAUGUGUGAGUCACCCUUGCCCAAGCUUUGAAACAAGUGGCUGUGUUUAGCCACUGCCUCAGCAGAAAAUCCAAUGUCCACAUGCCUGGUAGGGAUUCCAAGCAAGGGGCAAGAAUUUCCAAAGUCUUUGAUCCAUUUGCAAACUGAAUUAAAUGAAAACAAUCCCCCGAAUAUUUGGGCAGAGUUCUACAAGCACAAGGAUGUUGUAGAACGUGUUAAAAUACCUGUUCAGAAUCCCCUGCUCCUGUGGCAAAAGUUUGUUCUAGACUUGCCCGCUGCUGAUGGGGAGCCCCAGGAAUUAGAACUACUGGGCUCCACAAAAGCUGAAUUUUGCGUUCAAUUUAAUUUUUCACCAGAUAAAGAAAUAAAACUAUAUGCACAGGUCAGACAAUACAAGAUGGAAUUCAGAGCAAGCCAAUGGUGCACAGCUGUUGCUGUUUUAGAGGUCCCUAGCACCAUGGAUUUCUAUCCCCGCAAGCUGGAAAAAGGAAUGUUUUUCAUCUGUGGGGAUAGAGCAUAUCCAGGAAUCCCUUCUUGUCUUGUUGGAGGUCCAUGCACUCUGGGGCACCUUUCCCUUGCUUCCCCCAACAUGACUCAAAUUCCAAUUGGGCAAACGAAAAGUGAAACAAAAAUUACUAAACGGAGUGCAAGUCAAUUUGAUGAACAUUGUGACGCUGAAAUUUACCAUUGGGCAAAAUCGAAAAGGGUUGCCGUCUCUGUGUUCCUACCAUGGGUAGCGGCAGCCAAAGCAUUGAGUGAAUUAGGCAAUUUGGAAUGCUGGGUGACGAAGCAGGCAAGUUUAACAUCAGCAGCCUUGAGUGACCUGCUUGCAGACGAGGAAAUUACCAGGAAAGCCACCCUGCAAAACAGGGCAGCUAUCGAUUUCCUGCUGUUGGCACAUGGGCAUGGAUGCAAAGAAUUUGAGGGAUUGUGUUGCUUUAAUUUGUCAUCAAAAGGCCAAAGUGUUCAAUCCUCCAUCCAGGAAAUGAGAAACCUCAUUGGCAGCAUGAAGCAGGAGAAUGAGGACUGAUUCAAGGGCAUGUUUAAGGGCUGGGAUCUUUUUGGGUGGGUGUUGUCCCUUCUAAAGGACAUUUGUUAUUUUGUAGUUGGAAUUUUUUUAGUUUUGCUAUCAUUUGGGAUUCUCAAGCGAAUAAUUUCUAGCAUUGCUUCCUCCAAGUUUGCAGCCUCUGCACCUGUUGUAGCUGCUGCUGCCACCACGGGAGGAGAAUGUUGGGAAGAUGGAAAACAAAACAACACUGCAGUUUGAUAGCUGCAGUUUCUCCUUCCCCCAAAGCUCUGUUCAUUUUAUUAAACAAAAAAGAGGGAGAUGUUGCAGUGGGCAGCUAUGCAAACGGAGCAAAAGGGCUUUGUGAAUUUGAGAUGGGAGUUUCUGUUUCCUAAACCUAAAGCUGGAGUUUCUAUUCUGUAUUUUUACGUGUAUUCAUCCUUCCCCCUAGAGUUAUUCCCAUUGGAUUUUACCUAUAAUGUAUUCACACUGGGCAUUGUUCUAUUGCUUUCACCUUAUCUCUUAUUUUCCCCUAUAAAACCUGUGUCUGGACCCCUGAUCAUUGUCACUUGUACGUGCGGCGAUCGGGCAAAUACAACCUACUUUGGACUGCACAACAAGUGUCCGAUCACUUGAGUCUCUUUAUCCCGGUCUUGAUCGCACUCUCUAAACAGCUCUGUCCGUAUUAAAUGAACCCACAAAGGUGUUUGUUGCCUCUCUCUCCGGCUGCUCCCGGAAGCACCUGGCCAGCGCCCCGGGAAAGUGUAACCGGGCGAAAACAAGGAAGUCGGAGAGAGAAAAGAACGAAAAGCAGCAGGGUUCAGCCUGUACUAUGGGUCUGCAGCAUUACUAUCUGUGUUACAAGUCCAGUUUCUUUUCUGAGAGGUCACAAGAACUGUACUUUCAUCUGUGAAUGAGUCAAAAAAUUCUGAUGAGAUAAAAUGGCAUCUUGUUUCUGUAUUCCUAUGGGGAUUUCCUAUCCUCUCUCCUGAAACUGUGGCUUCCAGAAGAAAAAAAUUAAAGAAAUAAAGUAACAAGACUCCUCUA